AUGGAUCCUUUCAGCGACAGCGGCGAACUGUAUCACCUUAGACAGCAAUUCUAUGCUGCCAAGUACAAUGAUCUGGCAAAUACCAACUUGGAGGAACUGAUUUUCUCCAAUGAGGAGAAUAAAUAUAGAGCAUACCAGCUUCAAAUUAGAUCGCUAUUGGCAUUAGGAAAAUAUGACAGUGCAAUAUCCGAGAUAGCUAAGAUUUCAGUCGACGAACCACUAGCAUCCGAGUUCGAAGCCUUGCAAGCUUACACUGAAUUUUUGAAGAAUGGAAAGAAUAAAUCAGAAGACUUGGAAAGCCUCGUCUCUUCCCAUAGCGACAACGAAACGAUUAACCUGCUUGGCGGACUUUAUUACGUGACCUUAGAAGACUUCGAUUCCGCAAUUUCUUUAUUAUCUUCUUCGCAAGGGUUUGAGAAUAUAUCAUUGCUUGUUUAUGUUCAUCUGUUGUUGAACAAGACCAAAGAAGCAGCAAAGAUCCUAUCUAACUUCAGCCAAAUUUCCCAGGACAGCGUUGUAUUUACGCUCUCUCAGUCGUGGUACGACCUGAUCAACUUCGACGAGUCGUUGAAGUCUGCUUAUUAUUUCUACGAUGAGCUUUCCUCCAACGAGAACACCGCUAGCACCAAAAAUCUGAUUUGCUUGUUCAUCUCCAACAUGAAACUCUUACAUUUUCCAGAGGCACAGGAUGUUUUGAACAAGAUUGCUGAGCUGGGGGACGAAGGGGUCAAGGAAUGGAAGACAGACCUGCUGAUCAAUAGAAUUGCAUUCGAGAUUCUUCAAGGUAACGAGUACACGGAAUUGCUUGCCGAGUUAAAGAAGACAAACCCUACUUGCGGUUAUCUGGAGGAUUUGAAGGAGAAAAACCAGGUAUUCGACUCAAUUGUCGAAAAAUAUGCUGUUUAAUAUAAAUGUAAUCAAAAUGCAUUGAUCAUUAUCUAUUUAAGAGGCAUGGCUUUCUCUUUCCAGCUCCUCAUCUGGAAUUUCCUCAAGAGUGAUCUUUCUUGGUUUCCUAAACUUUUCAGAAUCCUUCAGUUUUGGAACUUUGAUCUCCAGCAUACCUAAAUGAAAUUUAGCACUGAUGGCUUCUUCUUUCACGUCAGGAACUGAAGGGAGCUUGAUCACUCGUUCAAACGAGCCAAACCGCUGCUCAGAAACUUUCAGUAUCUUGGAAUUAUCCACCGUGGAGUCGUCAGACAAAUACUUGUUUUUCACCUCACCUUUUAUGACCAGCUCCGAAGACGUAGGGUGGAAUUCAAUAUCGACAAACUCUUUGGACACACCUGGUAAAGCCAAGGCAAUAAUGUAAUUAUCAGGGAAGUCAUAAACAUUGACAGCGGGGGAAAAUGGUAGAUUCGUCUUCAACUGCGGUGCAGAGAUUUGAAGGGGGUCGAUCUUUGGUUCGUUAUGUUUAGCGUGCAUAUUGAGCGUAGUCGAGUUCCUUCUUUUUAGUUUUGGUUCCUUUGGAGAAGCUUGUGAAACUUGUUGCUGUUGUUCUGCGGCCGGUAGUGUGGUUAUUUUGCCUGUGGCAGCAGCGGCAGCAUCUUUGUUGGUAACUUCAUCCCUACCCAUUUGCGAGUUCUGUUUGACAACAGGAGGGAUAUCUCUCCUACUAGGUCUGGCAAGUUUUCUUGUGAAAUAAGGGCCAAUCAAGUCUUCUAGCCUAUACUGAACGCUCUCAUCGUCAUUGGAACUUUCAUCUUCAGCCGCAUCCGGGUCCUCUUCAUAUUCCUCGUAUGGGUAAUACACCGGCACCUGCGGAUAUCCUCUUCUGAACCCGGAUCCAAAUACAUAUUGAGGCUCUCUGUAGUACGUUGACCUAGUGGGUUGUGGCCUGUAGCCCUGCUCGCUGAGAAUAUCCCGUAGAUAUUGUUGAAUAAUCUGG
This is a messenger RNA of Ogataea polymorpha, 1885 nucleotides long. RefSeq lists its product as uncharacterized. NCBI's taxonomy places the organism in Eukaryota, Fungi, Ascomycota, Pichiomycetes, Pichiales, Pichiaceae. Gene Ontology annotation, biological process: intra-Golgi vesicle-mediated transport; retrograde vesicle-mediated transport, Golgi to endoplasmic reticulum; endoplasmic reticulum to Golgi vesicle-mediated transport. Gene Ontology annotation, molecular function: structural molecule activity; protein binding. The coding region runs from base 1 to 906 and encodes 301 amino acids. The record is from RefSeq and is a predicted model, not a curated record. The transcript has a single exon. Gene Ontology annotation, cellular component: COPI vesicle coat.